This is a messenger RNA of Eriocheir sinensis (Chinese mitten crab), 2780 nucleotides long. RefSeq lists its product as uncharacterized. Lineage: Eukaryota; Metazoa; Arthropoda; Malacostraca; Decapoda; Varunidae. The record is from RefSeq and is a predicted model, not a curated record. Bases 124 to 1686 code for a protein of 520 amino acids. The transcript is spliced from 5 exons.
AGCAAUAAAAGUUCCGUUGCAAAGGUAGCGUCCAACGACGACAAUAACAACAGUGGCGGCGAGCGGCGUGUCAGGCCAGGGUCAGCAACGAGGGGGGCGCCCGUGCUGCCGAGGGGCGUGGCGAUGGCUGACCCACUCACCAACUACCCGCUGCUACAGCAAAUUCUGCCAGAUGCCUAUGAAUACCGAAUUUGCAAGUUCAAAGUGUAUGGGAAAGAAGAAAAUCUUGUCCUGCUCAACAAGUUUGAGGUGCCAGUCACUAAAUUUGAGGCAACACUACGUCUUAAGAUCAAGACCAAGGCAGAGGCAAGGCUGUGGAUCAAGGAACUGGAGAGGACGUCUGCAGUCACAUGGAGGGUUGACAAAACAUACCCAAUAUGCGGAGGCAAAAAGACACAAAACAUUUAUCGGGUGGACAUGAGGUGUCAGCACAGAACUUACUCAAGGUCAUCAACUGCUGACAAGAGAGCAUCUUCCAAAAAUACUUGUUGUCCAGCCAAGAUGUUCUUAGUGGUGAAGAGAACACACAUGGCAAGUGGAAAAGUGUCACAGUCAAGUGAUCAGUAUCUACAGGAAUUCCCUACCCGAGUGUGCUUGGACUUUCGACACAACCAUCACCUGCUUUCCCCAGAAUCCUUAAAGAGGCGAGAUGUGUCAGAAGAGACAGUUCAGAAGCUGACAGCACUGUAUAAAGCUGGCCACACUCCUUUGACGGCCCUGGAAGUGAUCAAACGUGAACUCCAGGCUGACUAUGGGGAUCAGUACGACUUUGUAUCAUCAGAUAGAUCCAAGUGCCCUGACAAGCAGUUCUGUUAUCGUCUCUACUACAAGCUCUUCUGCCCCAAAUCUAAGAAGCCACCAGGGAAAAAAAUGUUGUUGGAUCUUCAGAGUCACCUCAAGCCUUUCUGUGAGAAGUAUGCAUCUCAAUGUGCAAGUAUUGAAAAGACAGAAGAAGACAAUGUCAUAAUUGCCAUUUGUUCUCCAUCAUCAAAGAAAAUGCAAAACCAUGACAAUGAAGAAAACUUAAAAAAUGCUAACAAUAGUAGCUUUUCAGUGCCUCAAGGAAUUCAAACAUUAAAUGUAGAAAGUUACACAAAUCAGCCACAACUCAUGAGUGAGUUACACAGUCAAUCUGUCAGACACUGCCAGGAAGGCCUUAAGGCUGUCUUUGAUGACCUAGUGAGUAAGGUGGAGUGUGAGCCACUUACUUUCUUAAGACCUGUUAACGAGUUUAUACAUAAUUACCAGAGCACUAAGAAAGAUGAGUUAGUGAAUGCACUCAGGACAUUUAGUCAGUGUUCUGAAAUAGCCAUGGCUGUUGCAAGAUCAUUGAAAUAUCAGCAGGGUGGAGAAGGAGGAGGAGGGAAAAAUGAACGGACCACAAUCAUCUGCCCCAAAAAGAGGAAAGGAAAUCGUCGGAAGCUAAUAAGGGCUCGACCACUCCUUCAGUCGGCAAUGCAGGAGCUCAACAAUGACUUUGACAGUGAACUUCCUGCCCUGCAGAUUGUCACGGAGGACGUAGCAUCUCAUGAACUCUCCCACCAUGAAAUAUCUGCCAUGCAUGACAUUUCUGAGCAUGGCAUAUCAGUGGUGCAUGAUGUCACGGCCCACACGCCCUCCCACCCAGACCUCCGCCUCCACCCUGCACACUUGACCAUGUGUGCUGACCAGCAGAGAAGAAUGUAGCCUAUAGGAUACAGUAUUCUUAUAUUAUCAUCAUACCUGGUUCCUUUUACCUUUUCCCUUAAAUAAGAGUAAGAGGAUUCAGGGAAAAAAAUGUUGAAAUGUUAAAGUUAAAGGUCAAGUUGUGUGUCAACACUAUAGCUGCACUUUACAUCAGUGUUCAUCUUGGUCACCUCUGCCUUUAGCUUGUGGGGGUUAAGAACCACAGGGCCAGUGAGACUUCUGGAUUAUCACAGUUUACCUUCCCCAAGUUUCCCUGUGUACCCAUUUACUGGCCAACCCAAAAGGGGGAUGAACAACUGGGCGGGUUGGGUGCCAGUUGCCCGGCCCUGGAUCGAACUUGGGCCUAUGAUCUCAUAGCUAGGCAUGCUAACCAUGGAGGUGCUAUGAAAAAUCAGGUCACUUUCUAUUCUGAAUGUUAUGUAUCACUUGAAGAUAUCCAACUCACAACAGUUUGAUGCAAAGUUUGCCUUUGUGUGCUUGUUCAAUAUGUUUAUUAUUCUGGAUACUCAAAAGUAAUUCUUAGUGCAAAUUCACCUUUGAAGACCAUCUGUUCCCAUGAGUGCCAAAGACAAAAAAACAAACGGGGAACAUAAUUUUGAAGAUUUGGUGACAGUAACAUUUUGUCAAAUUUCUAGAUAAUAGGUAUAAUGGUUUUAAUCAUAAUCUUAAUCAUGAUAAGAUAUGCAUCAAAAGACUAUGCACAUAAUGUAUGCUUCAAAGUUUCUUUUGCCUUGGUAGUAGUUUAUCAUUACUAACACUAACCGGACAGGAACAUGAGAAACAUUAACCACUUCCUCUUUUGUACUCAGUGGCACUAAACCGGUGGAGGUCUGAUGACUUAGAGUUUAGGAAGUAGAUGAACUUUCUCAUGAGUUUUGUGGCUGUUUUGUGCUGCUCAUCGGGGACCAAGCUGAAUGGCAGUCACUACCUCAGAGUCAGCCAUUACCAUGUUUGAUGACUCAAAUGUUACCUCUUGCUAGUGGUCAGCAAGAGGCAGCACCAGUGUUUCAUAAUGAAACAAGACUUGUGUAGUAUGUAAUUUCAUAUGCAGAUCUGAUAAUAUAAUAGCAUUAUUUAAAUGCUCAUAAUCAGAG